Brienomyrus brachyistius is the source of this 2959-nucleotide messenger RNA. RefSeq names its product nucleoredoxin (gene nxn). The record is from RefSeq and is a predicted model, not a curated record. NCBI's taxonomy places the organism in Eukaryota, Metazoa, Chordata, Actinopteri, Osteoglossiformes, Mormyridae. Gene Ontology annotation, molecular function: thioredoxin-disulfide reductase (NADPH) activity. The coding region runs from base 252 to 1508 and encodes 418 amino acids. The transcript has 8 exons.
AUUCCUUAACAGCACACAUUGGAGGAGACUGCAGGCACUCGCCGCACACACUAUACACACACACACACACGCGCGCACACUCCACGCUUUGCUUUUUUUGUCCAAGGAGCUGAAACAAGGGGAAGUGGGCGUCUUGGAUUCCUGCUGAUAUCUCAAAUUUGAUUUUUGUAUUUUUAAAUUAUUCUUAAUUGUUUUGUGGAGGAAGCACACACGGAUAUUAUCACGAUUUGAUUGUGGGAUCUCCAGCUGCGAUGUCGGAGUUUCUGGUGAAUCUGCUCGGGGAGCGGCUCGUCAACAGCGAGAAAGCCGAGGUAGAUGUGCAGGCGCUGGCUGGCAAGCUGUCGUUGGUCGGGCUCUACUUCGGUUGCAGCUUAAACGGUCCCUGCAGACAGUUCAACGCCAGCCUGUGCGAGUUUUACGGCAAGUUCAAAAAAUCGUCAGAACACAAAGACAAACUAGAGAUCGUCUUCAUCUCCUCCGAUCAGGACCAGAAACACUGGCAGGAGUUCUUACAGGAGAUGCAAUGGCCGGCUUUGCCUUUUAAAGACCGACACAAAAAGAUGAGGCUGUGGAAUAAGUACAAAGUGACCAGCAUUCCCUCGCUGGUCUUCGUGGACGCUGACACGGGGAAGGUGGUCUGCAGAAACGGCCUCCUAGUGGUGCGAGAUGAUCCCAAAGGCCUGGAGUUUCCGUGGGGGCCCAAGCCCUUCGCAGAGGUGGUGGCCGGGACGCUUCUCCGUGGUAACGGACAGGCGGUGGACAGCAGCUCCCUGGAGGGGUCCUUUGUGGGUGUCUACUUCUCCGCCCACUGGUGCCCCCCCUGCCGUAGCCUCACACGGGUGCUCGUGGAGUCGUACCGCACGGUGAAGGAGUCUGGGCAGAAGUUCGAGAUCGUCUUUGUCAGCGCCGACAGGUCAGAGGAGUCCUUCAAGCAGUACUUCAGCGAGAUGCCCUGGCUCGCCAUCCCCUACUCGGAUGAAGGCCGCCGAUCGCGACUCAACAGGCUAUACGGGAUCCAAGGCAUCCCCACCCUCAUCCUGCUGGACACAGAGGGUCACAUGAUCACGCGCCAGGGCCGGGUGGAGGUGCUGAACGACCCCGAAUGCCGGCUCUUCCCCUGGCACCCGCGGCCCGUGCUGGAGCUAAGCGAGUCCAACGCCGUGCAGCUGAACGAGGGGCCCUGCCUGGUGCUCUUCGUGGAUGCUGAGGAGGAGGGGGAACUGGAAGCAGCAAAGCAGCUGAUCCAGCCCAUAGCAGAGAAGAUCCUGGCCAAGUACAAGGCCAAGGAAGAAGAGGCACCACUGCUGUUCUUUGUGGCUGGAGAGGAUGACAUGAGCGACUCCCUGCGCGAUUACACCAACCUGCCAGAGGCGGCACCGCUCCUCACCAUCCUGGACAUGUCAGCUCGCGCUAAGUACGUGCGCGAUGUAGAGGAGAUCACGCCCGAAGUGGUGGAGCAGUUUGUCAGCGACUUCCUGGCAGAGAAACUCAAACCGGAGCCCAUCUAGAAAGAGAGAAUGCGGGUCCUGAUAGGGCUGAUACUGAAACUCCAUCCAACAACCCCCACGCUGCUCCCUUCAUCCUCUCUACAGUUUACUUUCUUCAAAUUCCCAUCAGUACUGCCCCCCCUCCCCCCAUCAGCCUGCAGGACGACCCAGAACUCAUUACUUACUGACAUUUUUAAAUUCUAAAAGUAAGAAAAUGAUGUGGGAUUCUGAGCAGGUCCUGCCGUCUUUUCUCACGGUGCCUUGCCUUGACUACAGCACAGUAACACUCCUGCCCGAUGCUCCUGGAGGUCUUGAACAUUUUUUUUUCUUUUUUUGGCAACAAGAAUGUCUUCCUAAAGAGACGGAGUAUUCCUUUGCCCAGUGGAUUCCAUCUGAAGAACUUCCUGUCUUUGCAUUUCUUUGUUGCUUGGGCUCUCCGGUGUGUUAUGAUGUGCAAAUUAAGGAUAGUGUAAUUAAAAGUAUUGAAGAUGGAAUGAAAGUGGGCAUAUUUACGCCAUGCAUACAGGUCUCCCUUGUUGCCCUUCGAUUUCAAUGUGGCUGCCUCUUCUGAGGCUUGUCUCAUGCAUCAGAAUGAGAAACAGAGUCACGAAAAUGAGAGCUUUCCAUGUGAAGCAAACAGUCCUGCAGUACAGUCGUGUUGUAUUACUGGGGUGGGGUGGAAAAGGCUGUUUCUGUUUGUCAUACAAAGAAAUUUCCCUUUGAAGCCCCCCCCCCCCCCCCCAUUUUUGUGCUCUGAUGACAUACGAUAUUACCGAGUCUCAGAGCUGCCAUAAGUUCAAGGAUUUUCUGUGAAGGUCCCCGUUAUUUAACAAAAAAAGGCUGUUGUUUUGGGAGGCUGAAAUAGCAUUGUGAGAGUCCUGCCUUCCAAGUUUUUGAAAGAAAUUUAUAACAUUGUUCCUGUUACUCGCCGGACACUCAAAAAGAAACUCGCGGUCAUUAAAAGCUACUCUCUUUUCCAUGUUAGUCCUCCCUCACUCUUCGCCAUUUUGCAAACCCUAGUUUCUGCAUAAAAUCUGUUUUCUUCAGACCAAAAAUUGUGUCCAAAGACAUGGAAAAUCAUCGGCAGAUUUCUUUGGGAACAACUGGUAACUCAAGACCAGGCUGUACUUAAAAAGACCACUGACUGUAGAAUCUCAUAUGCACAAAAAUAUGGGAAAAUGGAUUAGCUUAAUAAAUACUAGGAUAUACAUGGAUCAACACAUUUUUUUUCCAACAAAAAUUAACUGCCAAGACAAAAUACGUUUGAUCAGCUAAUUUCCACACAAGUACAUUGUUAUGAAAAUUUGUUUUAAAAUGUUGAAAAGAGAGUUUUAAUAGUGAAGCAAAAUGCAGUGAGAUGCUAAUAUAUUCUUAUGCUCAACAAAUUUGCUGAAGUGUUCAUCUUGUUUAACGUAGAAAAAAACCUUAAUGCGACAUCUGCUGGUCAAAUAUAUUCAUGCAGUUACUAUCCA